AUGACGGCUGAGAAAUUCCCCGAGUCAUACGAAGAUGCUCUGGACCUUGACGACAAUGUCAUUCACGAGAAGCAGUACCUGGACGCGACAACAACACAAGCGCAGCAGCUCGUUGCGGAGCGAGCCACAACCAAAGCCCUCAUCAGACACCAUCUCAGUGUUGCCCAGGAUGCUCGCGUUGUCAUCAAGUACAAGGAAUGCAGGAUCGGCACUUUUAACAUCUGUUUCCCCGUUGUCGUCGAACCUUUGGAUGCACCAUGCAGGCGCUUAUUCUUGCGGUGCGCCAUGCCUCACAAGUUGGGUGAAGUGCGGUCACGAGGCGCCGUAGAUGAGAAGAUGAGCUGCGAAGUGGCAACGUACGCCUGGAUGCAGGAGCAUUGUCCUGGUAUUCGCAUACCACAUCUCUACGGUUUCGGGCUCGCCGAUCACCGCCAAUUCACCCAUCAGUCGCACCGCCCCUUCUUGACCCGCGCUGUCCAGUAUCUUCGACGGAUGCUCCACGCGUGGCUCAGGCCCUCUACUCUCCUCUCUCACUAUAUCCCCCACACGUCUCCCUAUCGCCUUUCAACUGCCUACAUGAUCCUUGAGGAUGUUGGCGCGGACAAGAGCCAGAUGCUGUCCAACACCUGGGCCAAACACCGCGAUGACCCCAUGCGAAGGCGGAAUCUCUACCAUGGACUUGCCAAGACGAUGCUCUCCCUGGCCUCUAUUCCACAGCCCCGAAUCGGCGCCUUUAGAUUCCACGCUGACGGCAUCAUCACGCUCUCCAACAGACCGAUCACGACGAGCAUCGCCAUUCUCGAAAAUGACGGCGCACCCCGUUGUAUCCCGCGCGACCGUACCUAUGCGGCCACAGAGUCAUACGUGUCCGACAUGAUGACCUUUCACGACCACCGUCUCUCGUCGAACCGUAACGCCGCCUUUGAUGCCACGGACUGUAGCAGCACGAUGGCGAGCAAGGUCACAUUCCGGGCCGUCGCCCACCGCUACAUUCUCGAGGAUCGGCGUGAGGGGCCUUUCUAUCUGCGGUUUGACGAUCUCCACGCCAGCAACAUAUUUGUCGACUAUGACUGGAACAUCACGAGCCUGGUCGACCUGGAGUGGGUGAACGCACAACCGGCCGAGUUGCUGCGCGUGCCGUACUGGCUGACGGACGGCGACCUUGGCGAGUUCAAGGGCGAACAGCUCAGUCGGUUCAAUGAGAGACGCGAGGAAUUCCUGGAAAUAUUCGAAGCACCGGUCCUGACCAACGUCAUGAAACGGACAUGGGAACACGGCGGUGCGUGGUUCUGGACAGGCCUGAGUUCUGUCAACGGCAUGCACGCCAUGUGGUCUGGUCACAUUUGCCAGCUGUAUGCACCUACGCUUUCUCUCAGUGAAGAGGAGACCCUCUCCAAGCUGUGGUGUCAUGAUAGCGACGACUUUGUGGAGAGCAAAGUGCGGGAUUACGAGGCGUACUGUGAGGAGCUGAAGAAGCUGUACGCCGACAAGGAUGUACCUGCCGACAAGUACCGUAGGCACUCAACAAAGUCGCUAGCGCUGGUUGCUAAAAUCUAGCCUCCUUUAGUUUAGCGUCAUGCAUCCAUGCCUAUGCAGGAGUACAAAUCCUACUCAGGCCCUGUACAAAACUCAUGCCCAAACGACCCGUGCAGCCCAAUAGCUACAGAUCAAUUGGCACCACUUCUGACAGGGGUCCCGGUCAGCCAAGACAGACCAGCGCUAGCGACUUUGUCGAGUGCCUACGGUAGGCCAUGCUAAACUGCACUCUUGUAUAACAAAUUUUGUGCAAUACACCUGUUGUCGUCGGAUGAAAUGGCUUCCUGGCGACAGCGAGCG
Messenger RNA from Emericellopsis atlantica, 1836 nucleotides. RefSeq lists its product as uncharacterized. The record is from RefSeq and is a predicted model, not a curated record. NCBI's taxonomy places the organism in Eukaryota, Fungi, Ascomycota, Sordariomycetes, Hypocreales, Bionectriaceae. Bases 1 to 1557 code for a protein of 518 amino acids. The transcript has 2 exons.